GUUUCCGUAGUGAGGCAACAGAGCCUCCCGUUCCACAUAACUCAGGCUGAAGUCAGGCUUUGUCAUAGUUUCUCAUUUUGACUCUUCUGUUCUGCUCCUAAUCGAUGCUGCUGAACUUUCUUUUUGUCACUUGAGCGUUUUCCUUUUAAGUCGCCGGACCUCCAGUCUUAUUUUUUUUUUUUUUUCUGUCUCUCCUUGUUCUGAAAAGAGCUGAGCUAACUGCUCAGACUGUUAUCAGGGAGUUUAGACCAACUCCAUUUCUCCCUCUUUCCCUCCCAUCUCAGUCAGAAGCAGCUUCAUCUUGCUGUCAGGGAUCAUGUGGGAUCUUUCUAGUAGAUCCCUCUGGCUCUCCUCUGACUGCUGACAACUUCAGUCAGGCACCUCCAGACCUGCUUAGCAGCAGCAGCAGGCGCACAAGUGUCGUCUAAAGAUAACGUUUCUGGUUUCCUGCUGUCGCCUGGGAGCUGCGGCUGACGUCAGGACGCUCAGUUUGAGUCCAGCCCCUUGGGGUCACACAAGAUCCUCUUCUGUGUUUUGUCAGAGGAGCGACAGCAGCAGACAGGAGAUAAACGAAAGAAUUAGAAGACUUCCCCACUCUGCUUUUGUGUACAUGAGCAAAAGCUGUGUUGAGUGAAGUGGGGACCGUUUUGUGGGAACAUUUAAACCUCGCCUCACACCUGCUGGCCUGAACGGGGAAUCCCUCCUGAACUCGACUGCGUCGUCCUCCGCCUUCUGCCUCCUCAUGCCCCUGCAGGCGGAGCGCAGCGCCCGGCGAGCGAGCGCGGCCUGUUGCCUGGAGAAGCCUGCGUCCUGAGAGGGAUGGCCCUGAAGAGGCGGCUGCUGUGGGCCGUGGGGAGCGUCGCCUGCCUCCUGGUCAUGUACAUUCUGUGUUUGAACACACCGUGGUGUUCGUCGUGGUACCUGAUCAAUGUGAAGACCUGGCCGAUGAGGACGGUCAGCUCCUCUAAGGAUGCUCUGCGCAGAUGGAGCGACCUCGUGCAGGAUGACCUGACCACCACCCUUCUUGACCUCGCAGAAGCCAAACAGACUGCAGCUUUAAAGACUCGACCAGUCACCAGCCCACCAAAACCAGCACAAGACCAAAUCAAGAUCAACCCGCUGUCCAGGUCUCAAGGUGUAGACAAAACCAAAAGAACCACGAGGGCCCCUCUGGCCAAGCCCGCCAGGGUGCCGGGCCCCACAGAACCCCCUUACAUCGGAGACUUUUACAUGAGUGAGAACAUCCCUCCACAAACGAACUGCCCAGAUGGGAUCCGAAGUCGGAUAAAGGAGUCCGAGUUUGGACCGCGAUUCCUGGAGCAUAUUCCUGUCCUGCAGUGGGCCCAACAUGUGACUCCGGAGCAGCACCAGCGUCUGAAACAGUACCCAGGAACGCACGGCUGGGGAGGCGUCGACUACGACACUCUGGUGGAUACUCUGACUGUGCUAAACUCCUCUGCAAACUGGAGGAUGUUGGAUGACUGGGAAAGUCGCAAUAAUAAAUUGGAGUGCAGCCACUGUGCCGUGGUGGGAAACGGAGGGAUCCUGAAGGGCUCGAAAAAAGGGAAGGAGAUCGACGGCCAUCAUUAUGUCUUCAGGACCAACGGGGCGGUCAUCAAAGGCUUCGAGGAAGAUGUGGGCUCCCGGACCACCCACUACACCUUCUCCACCAACACGCUGAUGAACUCCAUGAGGAGCUACGGCGGCAUCGGGUACAGCGGACCGCCCGUGUCCACGGAGACGCGCUACGUUUUCCUGCCCGAUCACGACCGGGAUUACCUGCUGAUGAAGGCGGCGUCCACGCACACGUUGGUGGUCAGGGGACCUGAGCGAGGCAAAGACCCAACAAGAUACUUUGGAAAGGAUGUCUCAGCAGCAAAGCUGAAGAUGUACCACCCAGAUUUCAUCCGUUACCUCAGAAACAGAUUCCUUCGGUCGAAGAUCCUGAACAGUCAAUUUAGGAGCAUCUACCGUCCGUCGACUGGUGCUGCAAUGCUGCUGGCGGCCCUGCACACCUGCGACCAGGUGAGCGCCUACGGCUUCAUGACGCCAGACUACAGCAAAUACUCUGAUCACUACUACGACAAAUCCUAUCGCCAGGUGGGCUUCUACGCCAACCAUGACAUGCGUAUGGAGAUGACGGUGUGGCAGAAGCUGCACAAGGCCGGACUCAUUACUCUUUACAUGCGCAAUUAAACGGACCUCAACUGAUGUCGCCCUUCCUGCAACGUGACUCGAGUUUUCCUGUCAGUGAAGAACGGUAAAUUCUUGUUUCUUCAAACAACUGUUUGGGUUGUUCCUGGGAACGACGAAGAUUUACUUAAACUAUUUCUUUAGAAGGAUUUAUUUAUUUUGGGAUGCACGAGUUGAGCAUCUGUGGCUCCCCAAAGAAAAUUUUUGUUUUCUCAAUUAUCACAAUCAUGUAGAAUCGUAAUUUAAGAAAAGGGUGACAGAGUUCUUAUACAAACAAGACCAAAACUAAGGAUUUCUGAGCCUUAAAGAAAAUCCACUGGAGUAGCAGAAGUUAGUUCUUUGAAAUUUGCUGCUCGUACAUUACUGACCUCAAGAUUCACCAUCCUGCUUUGUGCAUAAAUUAUUGACCGUUCUGGUAAUAAAUGCAUCAGUUCAUAUUACAUGCAGUCACAAACAUAUAUUUCUAGGUGAAAAUAUGUUUAUAGUUUGGAUAUUCUGACUCCACAGAUUGCGAUCUCCGGUUUUUGAGAAGAUUUGACCUUGUAAAGCCGUUCAGCUUUAGCCGUCCUGCCAACUUUCAAUCAUUUCUACCAGGAGCAAAGGCGAUGUCGGGGUGUGUGUGAGCGUGUGGGCGUGUGUGUGUGUGUGUGUGUGUGAGCUCUUGUUUUUACUGAUUUCAAACGGAGAUAAACUGACGUGGUGUUUACAUUUUAAAUGGUAUACAAAAUCAUGUUUACUAACUGCUGUACUCUGUUCAGCCUUCUUGUUACCCUUCUAAGGUUUUUCUCUCUCUCAUGCAUCCUGAAUGAACUGCGGCCAAGUCUUGACAUGUUGUUGAAAAUUAUCUUUAAAAUAUGUGAUUUCUCUCAUUUAAAUGCCUCACCGAUGCUGAAAAUGACCAACUUUAAGUCGUCGUCACUCGGUUUACAGCACCUUUGUUGUUGCUGCUAGGAAACCAGGCAGUUCUUGGUAUACAAAUAUCCCUGGUUGUAAAAAUAAUUAUCCUUGAGUUUACAGCCCAAAAUUGUAAGUCACAUCACCGUCUGAUGUCUCUAAUUAUAGUGUUUGUGAGCAUAAAGAUAGCCUGAGAUGAUAUUGUGUUUUAUUGCUAACAAUAGCUUCGGUUAGCGUUUCCAUCCCUGGUCCUCAAGGCACACUGCCCUGCAUGUUUUAGAUGUUUAAUACACUUGAAUCAGAUGUUGAGCGACAGCCUGUUAAUCAGCCUUCCAUUCAAAUCAGGUAUCCUGAAGCAGAAAAAUGUCUAAAACAUGCAGGACGGUCUGCCUUUCUGACCAGGGUUGGAGAAAAACUGGCAUAGCUAACGUCUGGGCUAACAGGUGCCUCUAAAUGAUUUACUUGUGGAUAAAAGUUACAAUAUGAAAUUUGUUAACUUUGUGGUAUCAUUCUGAAGUUUGAAUCUUGACUUCUGAGCUCUGACCAUCAACACAGUAAUAGAAAGAUGUGCUAACGUUUGCAAGUGGCUCAGACUGAUCAGUUUUUAAAGCAUUAAGCUGUGCAGUUGAGCUUCAGGUUUUGUCAACAGCCGCACUAAACAGUCUGGAGUCAUUUUCUGCAGGAGGUCAUGGUACAAAGUGCUAAAGAUAAACGCAUGAGUAAAACCGGUGUCUAGAUAUGUCGAAAUCUGCAAUCAUGAUUGUUUUGGUGACCCAUCUGCUGAUAAACGUACCAUUAAAAAGUGACGUGCAUAAAGAGUCACUAAGAAAACCCAAGAUUGGUUUCCAGGAUGUCAAAACUCAGUUUCUGGUUAAAGUAUUAGUUGAGUAUGAAAUUUGUUGUACUUCCUGAAGUGAUGAGUAAAUGUUCCUGAAAUAAAACUGUAAUGUGCUGAGGAGUAGAUGCAGUUCCUUGAAGACAGUUUGUUUUUUUUUGUUUUGUAUUCUAGAACCUAGGAUACAGAACCUUUUUUCUCCUACAGCAACAAGGACUGUAAACUUUCACCAAAGAUCUAUCCCAUUAUUCCCUUUUUUUUUUUAGAGCCAUAAGUCGCAGCAAACGUGUCGCCUGAAGGACUUUAGAACGUCACAAAAUGUGUCUCUGCCAUAAAGUUUAAUGUGAGACGCUGUUAAGGAUCCAGCUCUGUUUACCACUUCAGCGGCUCUCAUCUGUGGCCAAAGCUUAUUCUGACUCCAUCUCUGUGACUCCUUUUACUGUGGACUGCCUCCAACUGUGACUUUAAAGCUCAUUUUGAUUAUUGUAUAGAUAUGAAAGGAUUUAUAUAUUUAACUUUUAAUUUUAAUGUUUUUUUUGUUUGUUUUGUUUUUGUUUUUUUAACACAUUGCCACUUUGUGGCCAUUUGUGCCUUUAAUGAGAAGCAGCAUUUUGUGUUCUUGAGAUAAUUUUUUUUUUUUCGGGGUGGGGGGUAUUUCUACAUAGACAGGAAACUGAAGCUGUUUAAGACUUGUAUUAUGUUUGGAAGGUGGUAGGUAAUGGGAUCGGUUUGUUCACACUCCCCUCUGAGCCAUGACGAGGGUCAAAUGUCAAACUGUCCUCCCUGUUGCGUCAUCCUGAACGACAAACUGAAAGUUGCAUUUUUCCUAUAGUCUUGAGACACUAUGGGCUUUUUUCCAAGUGGAAUAAGUGUUUUGUAUUAUAAGCUUCAUUCAAAUAAAGGGGUUUGGUUCUCUGAACCUGUCUAUUUUUCUAGACUGUAGCCACGCAAAGGGACUUUUACAGUGCAAUUUCUCUUUAUUUUUGACCCAAUAAAACUGUAAUGUAAAACCAGUCUUUAUGGAUUUUCUGUUUUUCUGUAACCUUUCACCUUUCCAACCUGAGUGGUGUUUUUUAUUUCCUGCAACAGAACAUGGAGAAGAUUUUCUGGAAAAUAUUUAAUGAAAAUAAAAGCCAGUCAGCUGACACA
Xiphophorus hellerii (green swordtail) is the source of this 5071-nucleotide messenger RNA. RefSeq names its product ST6 (alpha-N-acetyl-neuraminyl-2,3-beta-galactosyl-1,3)-N-acetylgalactosaminide alpha-2,6-sialyltransferase (gene st6galnac). Bases 820 to 2196 code for a protein of 458 amino acids. The record is from RefSeq and is a predicted model, not a curated record. The transcript has 10 exons. Gene Ontology annotation, molecular function: sialyltransferase activity. NCBI's taxonomy places the organism in Eukaryota, Metazoa, Chordata, Actinopteri, Cyprinodontiformes, Poeciliidae.